Microtus ochrogaster (prairie vole) is the source of this 4803-nucleotide messenger RNA. It is a transcript of the gene Dmkn, whose product is annotated as dermokine. Lineage: Eukaryota; Metazoa; Chordata; Mammalia; Rodentia; Cricetidae. The record is from RefSeq and is a predicted model, not a curated record. Gene Ontology annotation, biological process: cornified envelope assembly.
UCAUCAUCAUCAUCAUCAUCAUCAUCAUCAUCAUCAUUAUAUGGUGUGUAUGUAUCUUAGUGUAUGCAUGCCCCACGGUACACAUGUGGAAGUCAGAAGACAGCUUUCAGUCCACCAUGUGAGGUUGGAUGAUCAAACUUGGACGGUUCACCUCGGUGGCAAGGGCCUUUACCAACCUGUAAAAUACUUCUUAUUAUAUUCUUUGUUGUUUGUUUGUUUGAGAUAGGGUCUUGCUGUGCAGCCUGGGCUGGCCUUGAAUUCAUGGUUCUCCUGCCUCACCUUUCCCAGUGCGGAAGUGUGUGCACCAUGCCAGGCUCCCGGGAUAGUCUUAGGAAGAUAGUAAGCUGGCUAGGACACGGAAGACAAGCACUGAUGGAGAUGGGCAGAGCAGGUGUGCAGGGCUAGGUGCGUGAAGCCUGGCAGGGGGACCACAGUGAGCAUUCUGUCUGGAGUUCCUCCUCUAUCCACCCUGUGAGUGGGAUCGGUGGGCCCAGGCAGUAGAGGCUCUGUCACUCAUCCCGGGGACCCAGACUUCCUCCUGCGUCCCCUCUUCCCACGUCGCUCCAGAGAAAAAUCAAGAUUAAUUCCAUCUAGACAAGCAAGGGUUGGUGUGACACACUGGAGUGACAGACAAGGCUUAGGAGCUCAGGCUCUGCCAAAGGCAGGUCUGGGCUUGGCUCUUGGUUCGGCUGCAGGCCGUCUGUGUACUCUGAGCCACAGUGUCUACAUCUCUAAAUGGAGGUAAUAAAAACAACAGUCUUCCUGGGUUAGAUGACUCUGACCAUACAGAAACCGGCACAGAAAUCUGGGUGCAUAGAAAGCUUUUGAUAAACUGGAACUGUGAUUAUUACUAUUAAUUAAUAUUAGUAGUAUUUUAGCUGAGUGUCAGCAAUGGCAGAGCAGGGAGGUUGGAGCGGGGGACAGUCAGGAAUGGUGUUUAUACACAGAGAAGUGUUGAAUGGUACAAGCUGGGGUGCGGAUGUUGGGGUGGGGAGAGACGUUGAGAAAGGCAGAUGGAAACUGGCCGCUCCUAACUAGGUGAUGAAGCCAGAUGAUACAAGACAGUUCCAAGUGGGAGGGCCCAGGGCCCCUGGGAACAGAGGAGCAGUCACACUUGCCAAACGGGGAUGAGAUGUGGGGAGGAUGCUGGGGCUCCCCACUGGAACGGUGACUGAGGGUGAGGGGGUGAUCUUGUGUUGACCCUCCUCCCUCACUAGAGCUGCCCUGGUCCCUGGGGAAGGCUGCGGGUAGCAAGCAAGCAGCACAGUGACCAUGAACUCUUACAGAUCCACAUGGCCCUCCAUCCAGGUAAACAGGAUGGGUGUCUGGGUCAGCUCCCUCCCUUGGUCUUUCCCGCCUACUCUUCCCUUGCGGGUGGCUGACCCGCCCAGCUCCCCUGCUCCACGCCCAGGGCCCCUGAGCUCUCCAUGACAGAUGCCCAAACCCUUCCUGGCUUGGCCGCUCAGAGGUGUUCCACUCCUUCAAUACCAGAGUCCUCAGAACCUCAGACCUUAACAGAUGUUCCAGAGUUCCCAAUGUCUCCUGGGCUGGGCAAGAACAGUCACCUGCAGGUGGGGAGGCAUCCUAGGAGAGAGAUGAGAGCAGGGAAUGCCUGCUGAACUUAAGAAGGUGCCAAGAAGGGCCCCCUCUUUCCUGUCCUCAUGCCCCUGAUCUUGCUGGCUUACCUGGGAUGGUACCUAUCGUUGUUGCUUCCCUGACCUUAUAUCCCUGGGGUCUCACCUGCUUGUGAUUCCUGUUUCCUAAGUACCCCCACCCUGCCACCUCCAGAAGACAUCAACACCUAUCUCCUCAGAUGCUCCUGUCCCCACCCUGUGCCCCAAAUUCCUGUGGUUAGGCAACUGGAACACUUUUGCAUCUGUCUCAUCCUCGUCUUCCCCCUCCCUCCCUGAUGUCCGGCUCGCUCUCUGUUUCAACACAGGCUCUCGCUCACAAUUAAGCUUCAUUACCCUAUCGGCGGGUAGGCCCUGAGUCACUGGAGGAGGGACCUUGUGCUGCCCAGCCCUGCUACCUUCUCCCAACCUACAGUAUAAGGGGCAGUGGCAAGAAGGACGAUUCUGGAAAGCAGGGGAGUCUGGGAAGAGAGAGAAGGGCUGUGGGUCCUGAGGGAGGGAGAGCAGGAAAGCAGAGGAAGAAAGAAAGGCAGGAGGUUCCAUAGUACAGAGGAAGAGAGAAGAGAGCAAGAACCACAUUGGGCUGCAAAGAUCCUCAGGGGAGAGAUGAAGCUGAGAGGGUCCCUGGCCUGUUUCCUGCUGACCCUGUGUCUGGGGAGCGGGACAGCCAGCCCACUGCAGAACGGUGGAGAAAGCAUAGGAGCAAGAGCUUCUCAAGGAAUGGGAGAUGCUGUUAGCCAGGGAGUUGGAGAGGCUGUGGGCCAAGGGGCCAAAGAAGCAGCCAGCUCUGGGAUCCAGGAUGCCCUUGGUCAGGGGCAUGGAGGGGAAGGUGGCUAUGCACUGAGGGGGGCCAGAGGGGAUGCUUUCGACCACAGGCUUGGGGAAGCAGCGCGAUCUCUGGGGAACAGUGGCAACGAGGUUGGCAGACAGGCUGGGGAUGUCAUUCGACGCGGGAUGGAUGCUGUCCACAACUCCGAGUCUUGGGGGACAUCUGGAGGCCACGGAAUGCUUGGCUCUCAAGGAGGCCAUGGUAAUCCCGGUGGUCAAGGGACUCCUUGGGCCUCACAAGGCAACUUUGGAACCCACUCUCUGGGUGGCUCUAUGGGUCAGGGUGGCGAUGGCAGGUCAUUCAACUAUGAGGCCAGUGCUCAGGGAGCCGUGGCUCAACCUGGCUACGGGUCAGUGAGAGGCAGCAACCAGAACUCAGGGUGUACCAACCCCCCACCAUCUGACUCCCGUGAAAGCAACUAUGGGGGAAGCAGCAGUGGUGGUGGCAAUGGUGGCCAUGGUAGCAGCAGUGGCAAUAGUCAAGGUGGCAGCAAUGGCAAUAGUCAUGGCAACGGUGGCCACGGCAACGGUGGCCAUGGCAACGGUGGCCAUGGCAAUGGUGGCCACGGCAAUGGUGGCCAAGGCAACAGUGGCAACAGUGGUUCUGGGUCCCGGGACAUAGAAACGUCUAAUUUUGAUGAAGGCUAUUCAGUCUCCAGGGGAACUGGCUCGUCCUCGUCCUCGGGCAGCAGAGGUGGAAGUGGUGGUGGGAACAGACCCGAGUGUGACAACCCAGGGGAUGAUGCACGCACGGCUGGAGGAUCUGGGAAUCAGGAAAGUAGAGAAAGCAGCCAUCUCCUUGGUGGUCCCCAUGAUUACCAGGAGCAUGGGUACAAUGGGGACGGUGGGCGCAAUGAAGCUGUCAGUGGACUCAAAACUUUGAACUCUGACCCGUCUUCCUCACCUUUCAACUUUGACAGUUUCUGGGAGAAUUUUAAAUCCAAGAUGCCUUUUAUUAACUGGGAUGCCAUAAACAAGGGCCACCUCCCGCCUCCCAGCACUCGAGCCUUACUCUACUUCCGCAGACUCUGGGAGAAUUUCAAACGCAAGACUCCUUUCUUCAACUGGAAGCAGAUUGAGGGUCCAGAUCUGCCGUCGUUGCAGAAGAGGGCAGGUGGCGCCGAGCAGCCUGAAGCAGCAAGACAAGAGCUGUCAGCUGUCACAUCCAAGAACUACUACAAUAACCCACAGGGGAAUCCUACUUAUAACUGGCAAUACUAUACCAAGGCCACCACUGCCAAGGGGGCAGUCACACCUUCAUCGUCCUCGGCUUCCCGGGCACAACCUGGCCUGCUGAAGUGGCUGAAGUUUUGGUAGAAAAUUUCUUCUAGUCACUGCUGACGCUUCAAGAACACAGGUCUUCAGGGAGCUUGGCUGUACUUAUCCACAGUUCUCUCUACCGUGCCAGACCUACCUGGGCGUUGACACCCCGUCAUCCCACCUGGGGACCUGGUUUGCCUGUCCUCAUCCUCCCCGUUCAGCUGUGGUGUCUGGAGACCAAUCAGCCUUGUUGGAUAACCAGCCAGUUUCUUCCCUUUGUCCCGUGUGCAACCGGAAGUUCCCCCAACAACGCAGUAGGAACUCCCUUCCUUCAAAUCUCCCUGUGGAAAUAAAACAUGACUUCUUCAUUUUCCUUAGAUUUCUCAACUUGUUGCUCUUUACUACGACUCUGCCGACCAGGGUGUAGGUGGCUGGAAAGGUGGGUUGGCGGCUGAGCACGUUUCUCCUGAGAGUGGAGUGAAAGAUGUGAGUGACUGGAGAGACCUGGGCUUCAGUUUGGGUAAAACGGGUCGCAGCUAGCUCCCGGCUUCCUGCAAGUUUCUCCAUCUGCAAAAAUGAUUUUUGCCUAACGUACAAAUACCACGCUUACAGUGAAAGACCCCCAUACUUGAAAGACCCCCGUUCCCAUGUACUAUGUUAAACUUUGCUGAAAUUUAGCUGGGCCCCCGGGCUCAGGUGAUGCUAAAACUGGAUAUCCAUGGGUUGCAGACUCACUGACUCGGCUAAGGAGAGAGACAGAGUGCUAUAUCUAGCUUUGUGAUUUUUUGGGACUAAGGAGAAGGGAUACUCCACCCCCCCCCCCCCAAGAUAUCCUAUCUAAACUGUCAACUCGCUGCAGGGUGUUUUAUCUGUCUUUAUGGUUUUUCGGGGAAAUUCGAGAAUAGACAUGGGGCCAUUCCCAGGAUGAGCUAAGCCCACCAAUUUGAGAGCCAAUGAAAUGCUUGUGCUAUACUACCCUCUUAUGUAAUCAUUUUCCCCUAUAAAUAUGGCUGUUUGAAUUUGCCCGGGGUGUGCAUUUGGCAUAAGCUGCUGUUGCACCCACAGGCACCUGUGUUAUCAAUAA